CUGGUGCGGGCAAGACAUUUCUCUCGUAAGUCACCUCUCUAAGAACGCAAACAAGGGAUUGACUCACGCGGACAAAGAUCCACCAUCAUAGAUUCUUUGCAGAAGACGUUCACCUCAACGGACGUUGCUACCGUGUUCAUAUAUUGCCAAGAAGAGAAGGCAAAGGAGCAGACCUCGCUUGAGAUUUUGCGCAACAUUCUGGCACAGCUCGUAUAUCGCAAAAGAAGCCUCUCCUACGCUACCUCGUCCUUAUAUCAUUCUGAAUCCCUGGCCCACGGAAGAGCUUCACCCAAAGCAUACCAAAAUGCUAUUCGGGCGGAGGUCAAUCGAUUCUCCAAGGUUUUCUUUGUCAUCGAUGGCCUUGAUAUGGUUUCCGACAAGGAGCGCGUCCUCAGCCGCCUGCAGAAGCUACCGGAUCAUGCACAGCUUCUGGUUACCGUUCGUGAAGUGACACAAGUCGGAAAUGCAUCUUACAUCAGUGUUCUGGGAGCUUCACAAGAUCUUCAGAUGUACGCUAUCUCUCGAAUACGGGGUGAUCCGGGUCUGAGGACAUUGUUCGAGAAAGAAUCAGACACCCCAUUACACGAAGAGGUUAUAGAUGCUAUAGUGGAUAAGUGCCAUGGCGUGUGAGUACCAAUCUUCUGGCCAAGAGCAUCUAUCUCGCUCUUCACUCAAGCUGACAUAAUGCGUCAGUUUUCUACUGGCAAAGAUACACCUGGAUCUUAUAUCCCGAUAUACGGACAAAAGUCUUAGAGAGCGAGCCCUGGUCCAUCUA
This is a messenger RNA of Aspergillus uvarum CBS 121591, 775 nucleotides long. RefSeq lists its product as uncharacterized. The record is from RefSeq and is a predicted model, not a curated record. The coding region runs from base 367 to 630 and encodes 87 amino acids. Lineage: Eukaryota; Fungi; Ascomycota; Eurotiomycetes; Eurotiales; Aspergillaceae. The transcript has a single exon.